This is a messenger RNA of Syngnathoides biaculeatus (alligator pipefish), 3219 nucleotides long. RefSeq names its product saccharopine dehydrogenase b (gene sccpdhb). The transcript is spliced from 12 exons. The coding region runs from base 285 to 1427 and encodes 380 amino acids. The record is from RefSeq and is a predicted model, not a curated record. Gene Ontology annotation, biological process: glycolipid biosynthetic process. Lineage: Eukaryota; Metazoa; Chordata; Actinopteri; Syngnathiformes; Syngnathidae. Gene Ontology annotation, cellular component: lipid droplet; plasma membrane; mitochondrion.
UUGUGAAGGAUCAUGUGAUAAAACCUGGGAUUUUGAUUGAUCAUUAUAUUUGCAAAACUACUUGCAUAUGGUCAACCACUCAUAGAAAUCGCGUUUGUAAGGCUUGUAUGGUUGAGCAUUGAGAACUGAAUGCAAACAACGCUAACGUUCCGGUUCUCCUUGAAUCGUUCAAAUUAAAUAAGACUUUCUCGAUGUGUAGUGUCUGAUGCGCUCCAGGCCUCGGCCUACACCGCACAGAGCUUCAAUGAAGUCAACUCUCAGUCAAAACAAUACCGGGGGAGAUCAUGCAAAGUCCCCGCAGAUGCCUACGUAUUCCAGCCAUGCCCGAGUUGAGCACAGGCGUUGACAUCAUUGAAGCAGAUGUGUCCAGCAAAGAAUCUCUGUCCAUCAUGUGCCAACAGGGUCUGGUUAUUCUCAACUGUGUGGGUCCGUACAGGUUUUAUGGAGAGCCGGUGGUCGCAGCAUGUGUGGAAAACGGAGCUCACUACAUUGACAUAUGUGGAGAACCUCAGUUCCUGGAGCGCAUGCAGCUGGACUACCACGCUAAGGCACUGGAGAGAGGAGUGUAUGUAAUUGGCAGCUGCGGCUUUGAUUCCAUACCAGCAGAUCUGGGAAUUCUCUAUACUCAGAGCAACUUUAAAGGGACACUGACAGCUGUGGAAAGCUUCCUAACAAUAAGCAGUGGCCCUGAGGGCUCAUGCGGUCAUGAUGCAACUUGGCAGUCGGCCGUGUACGGCUUUGCAGAUAGUAGCGCUCUUCACAAGCUGAGGAGGAAGUUUGGCCACAAGCCGCUACCUGUGGUGGGAACCAAAGUCCGCCCGAGAGGUUUUGUUUUUUUUAGCAAGGAGAUUGUGCAGUAUGCCAUCCCUUUCAUGGGUUCCGACCCCUCUGUAGUCAAGAGAACACAACGUUUCCUUUACCAGGAGGAAUGUCGCUCACCAGUCCAGUAUUUUGCAUAUGUUGGGGUAGGUGGUCUCUGGUCAGUUGCCAAGCUUUUUUGUGGUGGACUGCUCUUCUGGAUCAUGGUCAAAUUCAGCAUAGGCAGGAAACUCCUCACCACGUUUCCCAGGUUUUUUUCCUUUGGCUUAUUCAGUAAGGCUGGUCCAACAAUUAACCAGAUUGAGGACACCUGCUUCAACAUGAUGUUUUUCGGAGAGGGAUACUCAGAGGGCACAGACCCCCUACAGGGACCACCCAAUGCCAAGAUCUGCACUGAAGUUAUGGGAGCAGAGCCUGGUUAUGUGGCCACUGUGAUUGCUAUGGUACAGGCAGCAGUUACUGUGCUGAAAGAAAAACACUCCCUUCCCAGGAGGGGAGGCGUAUACACACCAGGAAGUGCCUUCUACAAAACCAGUCUCAUCGACCGCCUUCAUAACCACGGCUUCAAGUUCUCGGUGAGAAGCUAUGAGGAACCCGCUAAACCAUAGGCACUUUAUUAUUUGUGCCUGUUCUGCUGGACCUGUCAAAAAUGAGUGUAGCAGUAAUUCUGAAUCAUGGAAAUGACACAAACACACUCAAAGGGACUACUGCAACCAGCCAUGCCUUUGCAGGCUUUUCUUUCAGUCAGUGUUGGUAGAAAUAUAAAACCUGCAUCUAAAAAAUAAGACUUAUUAGGAUUUGUUUGAGGAAAAAUUGACAGCCAUAGCACUGUUAAUGUCCGGAAGCAGGUUCUAAACUGCUUUUGCUGUUUUCUUUGCAGGUACAAUAUCCAUGUUCACAUAUUGCAUGUAAUCACUUGUGAGUCAUGAGUCUGUGCAGCUGUGUCCAAUGAGGCACCAUGUUUUAAUUCAGGAAAAUGUUGCAUUUAUGGUGUAAAAUAGUAAAUUCCAUUUAACUAAAAACAACACUAUUGUUAUGCAUGACUGAAAUGCCAGAAUAGUUACAUUGUAAAGAAUACAAUCUUUUUGUCAAGUCUUGAAAAGUAUUUGGAGAUUAGAAUAAAAUCUGCUUUUUUCCCCCCUCAGUAAUGUCUUCAUGACUCAUUGCUGGCUGUCUUUUUCAUGUUUCACGUUCAUGAAACAAGUGAAAUUGCUGUUCACUGUGAUUAUAUGUUCAAUUGUGCCUUACAUCUGGUCUAGAACGAAUUUUUAAUUUUGUCUUCAGAGUCUAGUAAUCAAUGAUCUUCUGAGCUCAGUUGAGUUCUGGUUACUCUCCCUCUGGCCACUGAAACUUGUCGGCUCAAUAAUAUACAGUACUAUACUUGAAGAUAAUAGCUUGAACGAAAUGUGUGACUGGAUGACAUAAAGAAAAAAAAAAGUGAAACUGAUUGUCAAACCCAAGGUCCAGGGACCAGAUUCGGACUACCAUAUCAUUAUGUGUGGCGUGCGAAAGCAAAUCAUGUCUGUCAACUGUAAUAAUUCUUUCUCAAAUUUAUUCCAAAAUACAAAAUUGUUGUCACAAUAAAUAAUGAGAUAGUGCAAGUAGUGUUUUCAUUACCAAAACCCUUUGAGAGUAACAUGAACAAUUCCUGAAUAAACUAUUAUCCUUGACUUCUGAUUUCAAAAGUGAUUUUCCAUCAGUUAGAUGUCUAUGUAUUACAAGAUUAAUGUGAGGCAAUCAAUCAUUUAUGGUACAUGUUUUGACAGAGAUAACGUCCCUCUGAGGGAAAUCAUAACCACGACGUGAUACAUCGAUGUGUUAAUCCUGAUAUUUCCGAUUGGUCUGAUGAGGAACAAAUUAAGCAGCUAUUUGAUUUUGAUACAUUUGGAGUUGCAGGUUUUGUCUUUAGAGAGUGGAAAAGAAGACAAGAAAGAUCGUUUUUGACAUGACUUUUUGUUGCGCUUUGGUUCUGGAUGACUUUUGAUGUUUGGUGUUGUAUAAACCAUUGUACAGUUUUGAUGACCCGAGUUCAAUCCCGGUCCUCCCCCAUGUGUGGAGUUUGCAUGUUCUCUCCGUGCCUGCGUGGGUUUUCUCCGGGGACUCUGGUUUCCUCUCACAUCCCAAAAACAUGCAUCAUUAAUUGGACACCAUAAAUUGCCCAUAGGUGUGAUUGUGAGUGUGGCUGUCUCCAUGUGCCUCGCGAUUGGCUGGCAAUCAGUUCAGGGUGUAACCUGCCUCCUGCCCGUUGACAGCUGGGAUAGGCUCCAGCACUCCCGCGAGCUGCGUGAGGAUAAGCGGCUAAGAAAAUGGAUGGAUGGACGUUUUGUGAAGGUGAGAGGAAGCUGUAAUACUUACACAAAUACGGCAAAAGGCACAGGACAUGUAAACUCCACAAUGGAA